Molecule: messenger RNA, 906 nt
Organism: Patiria miniata (bat star)
Lineage: Eukaryota; Metazoa; Echinodermata; Asteroidea; Valvatida; Asterinidae
Exons: 5
Coding region: 1-906 (301 amino acids)
Source: RefSeq, a predicted model, not a curated record
AUGGCGUUUGUUUUGCCAGUGCCUUGCAACAAGAAAACAAAGCACGAUGCCCCUGCCGGACAAGACCAAGAGAGUUCAUCUGAUACAUCUGAUAGUUCAUCUGAUACACCCAAACAGUCAGGAAACAAGAAAAGGAGUAGAGCAGGACAGAGUAGUUUGAAACGAUCCAGAUUCAGGAGUCCAGAGAUAGAUACGUUGAUCGAGAUACAAGAGCCAGGAGAUACUGAAACAAUCAUUCACUACAAGUGCAACAACUUCUACUUAAUCCAAAGGCCUUUGACUUUGGGUGACAGUACGGGAAACGCAUAUAACUACGACGUGUCAGCCAAAUUCUACGGAAUAAAAGAAGGGAGAAGAGACGAAGGUCAAACACGGAGUUUGCUAGAAAUAAUCCGAAAGCUUGUUGAGGCAAAGGAGCCUGAAGUGACGUCUCUAAAAGAUAUCUGCAGAGAGUGUGAUGCAGCGACUAUUGGCGUCGAGAAGGGAUGCGUUAAGGUCACCUUCCGUUUCAACAGUAAGGAAGGCCUGCAGAGAUUCUGGGCCAAGUACUCAAGCGGGGAGCUUCAGCAACGUCUCAAGGCGGACUUGCCCAUCGGAAAGGUGGAGAUGUCGGCAGAUGAUUAUGCGAGCGGCUGUGAAUUCUUUGAAGAGUCAGGGAAUCGGAGUCAAAAAGCACAAGAAAGCAACGAGCCUGACUUGGCUGCCAGUUUGGAUACUGUGGAGUAUUACAUAGCUGAAUAUGUUCGUCAUCGGAAAGCAACAUUAAAGCUUCUCCGUGCCUUUGGCAAUCCCUGGAAAAAAAUUGCAAAGGUAAGAAUGUGUGACGAAACAUCCAAGUCAUGCAUAGGCUUAAAACAAAGCGAGUCUCCGUCCUCAGUCAAAGCUCUGCAAAUACGUUGUAGCUAA